CAAACUACCACAAAGCGUGUAUGGGUAUCGAGAUACUCGUACCGACCUACCACAUUGUCAUUCCUACUUCACGUACAUAUUAAAAAUAUGUCCACUCGUGCAUUACUACGGGGUUGAGAUUAACAGUUUUUUCCAACUAAUUAAUUAUGUUCCCAAUGAGAAUAAAAAAAUUUCGACAAAAAUAGGGGGAAAAAAACGAACAGAUGAUAAUCAUUUUCACCCCGAUUUGAUUUAUGAAGAAGCUGGAGAAAUGGUUUUUCAUCAUGUCAUCUAUGGAGAAAUUGCGUGAAAGCUUAACAGCCUCCACUAGUCCACUCUUCUCACUUGGCCACAUGUCAAUAAAUAGUUGGUUUGUCAUAGGAAAAAAUCAAACAGGUAUGCAGAGUAAUAAAAACUGAGCUUAGACUCACUACAACUUGUAAAUAAAAGAACAAGAAAUGAAGAAUAAAAACUAGAGCACUUAUACUAUGUAUAUAGUAUUGGUGCUUUAAUGUAUAACUCAAAGUUAUACCGUAACAUAAAAUGUAUAAAUUUAGGUUGUACCAUAAAACAAUUUGUAUCAUUAUGUUAUGGUACAACUUUACAAUUUGAAGUUGUACCAUCACAUAAAGGUACAAGUUCAAGUAAGGUACAACUUCAAGUUGUACCAUAAAAGAAUUUGCACAAAAAGUAUAGGUACAAUUUAAAGUUGUACCAUAACGUAAAUGUACAAUUUUAAAUUGUACCAUAAAAGCAAAAACCUAUAGCACCAAUAUUAUAUAGCAUUGUAAAAUUUCUUUAAAAACUAACGAGAAACAAAAAUAAAGGUAAAUAGACUCAAAGACACUACUUCACACACACAAAAAUAAAGCCAUGACUCUAUGGACUCAAAUAAACAAAACAAAGCAAAUAAUCUACAAGGAAAAUCAAGAACAAAAUCUCCACUCCCUUUUAAUAAGGAAUUGAAAGUCGCAAGCCAUGGCGUCAAAAUUUUAUUUGUUAUAAAAUACGGGGAACUACUUGGUAGGUAACCAUGAUCGUAUUCCCUCAAGACCUUUAGAAUAUCGUUACUCAGAAAGUGAGGACUUUGUUCUUGGAUUCGAAAACACGUUUUGGGAUUGAGGUGCAUCUUAAAUUGCUUUGUAAAUGAAAAUUGAAGAAAAUGAAAUAAAAAUAAAAAUUGGAUGUGGGAGAACAAUAAAAAAAGGCGUCGCAAAGGCAAGCUCACACUAGUGCUUCCUUAUACAUGCUUUAGAAUGAUAGGCGACAUAUAUAUAUGUGACUGAGGGAAUUCACAUGGAUUCCUCCUCUCACCACGCUUCUCGCCCUACUAUCUACCAAUGGUCCCUCCAUUGGAGAUGGACUAGGGAGACACGUGAGUCAGCCAAUCUAGUUAUGUUUUAUCCUAAAUAUGUUGGGUACCAAACCGUGUAUUGCAUUUGGUGUGCCUCAAUCACAUGUGUUUCCUUGUUACAAUCCACCCACAUGAACGCAUAUAAGAACAUAAACCAAUGCAAUAAAUAUAGAGAGGUGAAAAUCAAACAAUCCAUAUAUAUGAUCAAGAAUCAAUUAUUACACUAUCUUAGGAAUCUCUUGGGUUCUCCAACCUAUACAACUAACAAACUAGCCACUCAUGGGGACAUAAUCUAGGAGAUACAUCGGUCGAAAAGACGAGAAACUUAGCUUCUAUGAAAUGGCAGCCUAAUAAGGGAAACAACUCCUAAUGUGACAUUCUGGCCACCAUUUUAUCCUCAAAAUACUGAUUGCUUCUAGUUUGUGGUGGUUUGAUAUGGAGGCAUAAUGAUCUCAUGUAAAGACUUUUCUUCAAAUGAUGGCCACGGGGUCUAUCUAUAGGUCUUUAUAUUAGUUUUGUGACAUAUCUUCUAGGAGAGAUAUCUUAUCAUAAUGAGUCAAAUUGAACCUUCUCGAAAAUUAUGUCUAAUCACUUGAGAUCCCCCACUAUUUCCUAAGCCCAAAUUGUAAAAUGAGUUGAAUUUUGGCUUUUGGUCGACAAUUUGGGCCAAUAUCUUGGGCAUCGACAUCUCACUCCAUUUAUGACUCCCAUCACGCUUGUUCUGAUGUCUCCAGCUCGUACAUGGUGUCCUGCUAGGAUGCAAUGGCAUGAAAAAGCAUGAAAUACUACCCAAAAGGUAUCAAAACUAUAAAAACACCUCUAGAGGCUACUAAACACAUCUUUGAGAAAUUAGCAUGUAAAUCCAAGUCAAUAUGGCAAAAUAAAUGUAUAAAUUGUGAAACAUAUGCCAUGAAAUGAGACAAUUACCAUGUAAAUCCAAGUUAAUAUUUGACACUCGAUUAUGUUCACCUUAUAUGCCAAAUCCAUGUCCCUUUGGUGGUAGUGGAAUACAAAUGUAUUUGGACUACUACUCCUUGGGGAAAUACAAAGUUAAAACUAUAUAUCUAUGCAUUAGGCAGCUUAGCAAUACAUCAUUGUUUUGCAAUACUUCUCCAUAUGAUAGAUAAUUUUUGGAAAGGCACAAGGUCAAACACACUCUAGGAUGAUUUGGAUCAACCUGGAAGAUCAAAGGGGUAAUUACUAGAAGAUCAAGGAUGAUAUCCAUCAAACGAAGCCCACCGGAGGCAAAGUCUCCAUGAAGUCAUCAUAUAGGUCCAAGAGGAGUCUAUUUGAUACAACCCUAAAUUGCUUCCUUACCAAGCUAGAGUUACUUGCCCGAGAGGCUAACCCAACUCAUUUGAACAAUCUUAGUUUUUGGCCAAGUAUAGUGACGUGUUCAGGCAGCCUACUUUGGAGCUUUGGUCCUUCCAAUUGGGUUGAUGGAAAUGAAAGGUUAGUGUGUUGUUUUGAACAUAAAAACUUCCUCUACAAGAUGGCAGGAGAUUCGGGUUCAUAUGAAGUCGUUAAAGCUGCGUUCCAAGGCCUCAAAGUAGCGGUCUCAAAACUAGCAGACUGCCAGAAUUUGGCUAAGUCUGGAGGCAUGGUCAGGAAGGUCACUUUGGAGGUCCAUUCAGGGAAGAGGGGUUCGAAUCAUGGAAGGAGCUUUGUACCACAUGAAAGUGCGUUUGAUUGUCUACAGAAGCAAGGUAUUGGCUAAGGAGAUGGAGACCUGGAGAGAUGUGAACGUAGGGGUCAAAGUUGCUAUGGACACUGUUUUGGAGGCAGCUUGCGUAAGCUACAAGUUGGGUAUUAUGGACGAGUUGGGAUUCCUUUUCUGUUUUGGUUUGUUACCUUUAGACGUUGUAGGAUUAAUUAGCUUUCCUUGUUUGUUUUGUACUCGAAUUAGGUUUUAGUUUGCUUAUUUAAAGACCUAGAAACUCCAUUGUAAUAGUUAGACGUUAAUCAAUUCAGAACUUGUUCAUUGAGUUUUCAACUCGUGGAUUGUCCUUGUUGCUUGGUUCAAAUCGCCAACGACGAGCGAGCCUUGUAUCGAUUGAGUCAUCACCUCAAUCGUGGUCGGGUUGCUACCUUGAAUUCGGUUGAGCCUCUUCCCCGCGUGUGGUGUUGAAGUUGCACUCCGAACCAUCCUUCUAUUCCUCUGUUACUCUGUUUUAUGGCUUAGAAAUCUGAUUUCCAAGCUGUGUUCAAAAAGCCUCGCGGAUUGGGGUUUAUCACUAUUGGAGAAAUUUCAUCUAAAGCCUACAAAGAAACCCACAACAUGUGUCUCUGAUGACGCUCAAAUUAUGGUGCUUAUCAUUCCAUUUUUGAUACAUUUUCCUUCUAUCAAUGCAUCUUUAAUACAUUUUGCUUUGUUUUAAGUGAAAAUCAAAACUAUUUUAUCAAUUUGCUUAUAAUAGACAUAGGUUGUGUUUUAGUAUGAUUUAAUGCCUUUUUGGUGUUAUUUUGUGCUUUUCAAGGUCCAACACACUUUAGGAUGAUUGGAUCCACAAUUGGAUCAAGUUCGAGGAUCAAAAGGGGUAAUUGCUAGAAGAUCAAGGAUGGUUUGUCCAUAAAAUGAAGCCCAGCGGAGGGGAGUCGCCAUGAAGUCGUCAUAUAAGUCCAAGAGGAGGAUAUUUUAUAAAUUUCAUCUCAACCCUGCAAAGAAACCCACGGUGGCCUUAUGAUGGUGUCAACCAUUGCCGGGCCAAACCCAACAAGUUACGACCAAAAUUCCCCACAAGGAUGGUUUGUCCAUAAAAUGAUUGGAUCCACACUUUGAGAUGAUUGGAUCCACAAUUGGAUUAAGUUCGAGGAUCAAUUGGGGCGAUUGCUAGAAGAUCAAGGAUGGUUUGUCCAAAAAAUGAAGCCCAACAAAGGGAAAGUCGCCAUGAAGUCGUCAUAUAAGUCCAAGAGGAGGAUAUUUGAUAAAUUUCAUCUCGGCCCUUCAAAGAAACCCACGGUGGCCUUGUGAUGGUGUCAACCAUUGCUGGGCCAAACCCAACAAGUUACGACCAAAAUUCCCCACAAACAUCCCAAAGCAAGAAGAAAACUAGCGAUGCCCCAAAUGUCAUUUGAUCGCCACAUGCCUAAAGCACAUAGAUGCUUCUAGAAUCCUCUUACUUAGUCCAAGUGGUAAAAGGAUGCUGGAGGCCAAGUUUAAGUAGGAAAACUCCAAGAAUACCCCUUUUCUUUUACUAUAAAUAGGAGAUUAAGCUUUAGCUUUUACUCACUCUUACAUAUACAAAAGCAGCUAAAGUUCUGUCGGAGCAAGACAGGGAUGUCUACAUCAUCAUUGGUGAUGUCAUCUCCAUCUCUUAUAGCUAACUAAGCAUAUAUUGUUUAGCGAUGUGAGUUCUAUGAUGCAGACAUCUGCUUUAUAUUAUUUAAGGAGAUGUUUUGGUCAUUAGAUUCCUCUAUCAUUCGAUGCUUGUACCAUCUUAUGCUUUAUUUAUCUAUUGCUUUAAACAUUCUAUGCUUUUAUCGUCUACUAUGUAUUACUAUGGUCUUGCUUAUAAUACUAUUACAUGUUGUUGGGAAACUCUUCAUAUGUGGUAUGCAACUAUUUUAAGAGUGCAUGAAGGGAGAUGUACAUUACAUCAUCAAUGUCAUUGACACUUUCUUUGGCUCUUAGAAGCCCUAAAUAACAAUGUGAUAAUUCC
Molecule: messenger RNA, 4992 nt
Organism: Linum trigynum
Lineage: Eukaryota; Viridiplantae; Streptophyta; Magnoliopsida; Malpighiales; Linaceae
Source: the annotation of a GenBank genome assembly